CUGCAAUUUGGCCCGACAGAAAGCACACUCGGUCACAACACUCGCUUCAGUAAACAUCUAAAUUUUAGUCCCCGUGUUUUUUCUUCUUCUCCAUCCCCUACCUUAAGUGAAAUGAACAGCUUUGCCGUGUUUUUGGCGUUCGCCUCGCUGGCGGCCAUUGCCGUUGCGGAACCACCGUCCCCGUACAGCUACAACCGUCCGUCCGGCGGUCAUGGAGGUAGCGGCGGCGGUGGCGGCUACAGCCACGGUGGUGGCGGUGGCUACAGCCAGGGCGGCUACUCGAGCGGCGGCGGCUACUCGAGCGGAGGAGGCGGCGGUGGCUACGCCGCCAGCGUCGGCAGCUUCUCCGGCUCGUCUUCGUCGUUCUCGAGCGGCGGCGGCGGCUACCAGGCCGUCCCGGCCGGUGUCCAGACCUCCGAAGGGCUGAACGUCGAUCCGCAGCUGCUGAACGAGAUUCGCCAGAUUCUGCUCCGCGAGGAAAGCCAGUCGUCGUCGUCGUCGUCCGGUGGAUUUGGAGGCUACCCGUCCGCACCGUCCGGUAGCUACGGCCCGCCGUCCGGUUCGUACGGCCCACCGUCCUCCAGCUACGGCGUCCCGUCCGGUGGCCACCGUGUCGUCGGCAUCGACCUCGAGGGCGUCAAGCAAGCCAUCCAGGUCGCCCAGUUCCUGCAGACUUCGUCCGCCUCGGUCCCGUCCGGUUCGUACGGUGCGCCGUCCGGCUCGUACGGUGCCCCGUCGGCCCCGUCCGGUUCGUACGGUGCGCCAUCGCGCCCAUCCAGCACCUACGGUGCUCCGUUCUAAGCAUCCCGCCCUGCUCACACCACCGGGAUCAUGCGGCAAAUCACCACAUUGCCCAAAACCGUACCACAUCCAACGGCCGUCCGGAAGUACUUUCUAACUGUCCACCGGUCGCCGCCGUUGGAGCAACAUCAACAACAAACGGACAUGGAAAAAACGGGCCCCCCCGUGAGAUAAGGUUCCCGGCGCCCGAACGAAACGACGACACACAUUGGACACUGGACGACCGCACUGGCACAGAAUAACACACACGCAUACACAGGCAAAUGCAGCACAUACACAUGGAAGAAGGAAAAAAAGCACGCAAACACCACCAACCCCGCCGCCGAACAACUGGAUGGCGAGGAUGGCGCAGCGCGCACCUGUCCCGCCGGCAAAGCGGAAGACCCUGGGACAGAACUUGCAUCCGUGGAGCCUUUCGCGGGCACCACGGAUCCGGGACAGGUGGUACCACUGGGACCGUUUGUGUACGGAGACUAAUUUGCUGUUUCCAGUGUAAAUAUCUCUCUCUCUCUAUCUCUCUUUCCCUUCUAUCACUAUCUUUACUACCAAACUCUGUCCCCCUCUCCCGUAAGUAGUACCAAGCGUUUUUGUUACUCAAGCAGAAACCGUAACCGAGGAAAAAAAGCUAUGAAAAAAAAACAAUAAAAAAAUCGAAAAAUUUGUCACCGUUAAA
Molecule: messenger RNA, 1474 nt
Organism: Anopheles arabiensis
Lineage: Eukaryota; Metazoa; Arthropoda; Insecta; Diptera; Culicidae
Product: putative glycine-rich cell wall structural protein 1
Exons: 2
Coding region: 112-801 (229 amino acids)
Source: RefSeq, a predicted model, not a curated record